AAUAAUAUAUAUAGAGACAAUCAAUGUGAUAAUAAUAAUAUAUAUAGAGACAAUCAAUGUGAUAAUAAUAAUAUAUAUAGAGACAAUACAUAUGAUGUUAAUAAUAAUAAUAAUAAUAAUAUAUAUUUAAACCAUACAUGUAAUAAUAAUUAUAAUUGUCUAUGUGCAAAUAACCAUUAUAAACACACAAUAGAAAUUAAAAAAAAAAAAAAAAGUACUCCAAUUCUUUUAUGUAAUAACAAAAGUAAUGAUAUCCUUUAUUUUUAUAAAAGCAAAUUAAAUUAUCAUAUUAAAGAGAAAAUAAAAGAUGGAACACCCAACAUACUUUUAAAUAAAAAUAUAUAUACAAUGUAUACAUCUAUAUACAAAAAAAAGCAUAUAUAUUUUAUAAAGAAUUUACUCCUACAUAGUCACAGAAAUACAUGCAUCCUAAUGAACUCCAUACAAAAUAUUAAUAACUCUUUUAAGAAAUAUAAUGAGACAAAUAAUUUUUGUAGUAAUAUAUGUUUGGUUUUAUUAAUGUCUGGAUUUAUAACACAAGAAAUUCUAAAGAUUGCCUCACUGUAUUUAAAGCCGCACAUAAAUUACUACUUUUUCGAACUAUAA
Plasmodium gaboni is the source of this 606-nucleotide messenger RNA. RefSeq names its product putative ubiquitin-activating enzyme E1. The record is from RefSeq and is a predicted model, not a curated record. The annotation marks the transcript as partial. The transcript has a single exon. Lineage: Eukaryota; Apicomplexa; Aconoidasida; Haemosporida; Plasmodiidae.